CCCAUGCAUCACAGUGCAAUUUAGCUGAAGCAAAGCAAUGGCUACUUCAAAGUUGAAAACCCAGAAUGUGGUUGUAUCUCUCUCCCUAACCUUAACCUUGGUACUGGUGCUACUGACCAGCAAGGCAAACUCAGCGGAAACUGUUUCUUUCAGCUGGAACAAGUUCGUGCCGAAGCAACCAAACAUGAUCCUCCAAGGAGACGCUAUUGUGACCUCCUCGGGAAAGUUACAACUCAAUAAGGUUGACGAAAACGGCACCCCAAAACCCUCGUCUCUUGGUCGCGCCCUCUACUCCACCCCCAUCCACAUUUGGGACAAAGAAACCGGUAGCGUUGCCAGCUUCGCCGCUUCCUUCAACUUCACCUUCUAUGCCCCUGACACAAAAAGGCUUGCAGAUGGGCUUGCCUUCUUUCUCGCACCAAUUGACACUAAGCCACAAACACAUGCAGGUUAUCUUGGUCUUUUCAACGAAAACGAGUCUGGUGAUCAAGUCGUCGCUGUUGAGUUUGACACUUUCCGGAACUCUUGGGAUCCACCAAAUCCACACAUCGGAAUUAACGUCAAUUCUAUCAGAUCCAUCAAAACGACGUCUUGGGAUUUGGCCAACAAUAAAGUAGCCAAGGUUCUCAUUACCUAUGAUGCCUCCACCAGCCUCUUGGUUGCUUCUUUGGUCUACCCUUCACAGAGAACCAGCAAUAUCCUCUCCGAUGUGGUCGAUUUGAAGACUUCUCUUCCCGAGUGGGUGAGGAUAGGGUUCUCUGCUGCCACGGGACUCGACAUACCUGGGGAAUCGCAUGACGUGCUUUCUUGGUCUUUUGCUUCCAAUUUGCCACACGCUAGCAGUAACAUUGAUCCUUUGGAUCUUACAAGCUUUGUGUUGCAUGAGGCCAUCUAAAUGUGACAGAUCGAAGGAAGAAAGUGUAAUAAGACGACUCUCACUACUCGAUCGCUAGUGAUUGUCAUUGUUAUAUAUAAUAAUGUUAUCUUUCACAACUUAUCGUAAUGCAUGUGAAACUAUAACACAUUAA
Glycine soja is the source of this 1028-nucleotide messenger RNA. Its product is annotated as lectin. Gene Ontology annotation, molecular function: carbohydrate binding. The transcript has a single exon. The record is from RefSeq and is a predicted model, not a curated record. Bases 38 to 895 code for a protein of 285 amino acids. NCBI's taxonomy places the organism in Eukaryota, Viridiplantae, Streptophyta, Magnoliopsida, Fabales, Fabaceae.